UUUAUCCCUUCGUUGAGUUUCGGCUUUUGAGAUUCUUUAAAUAAACUUCAUAGAACAUUCGUCAAGGACUCACCAAGUCAAGACAAUAUGGUUCGCAGAUCAUGGAAAGAAGUUGCCCAAAUAGCACAGGAAGUGCGUGAUAAGUCCAUCGCCGAAGUUCAACCACCAGUUCCGGAUUUGCCGUCAGACCUUCCGCUGAACGUGAUAAGUCUUCCCAGGCAGUUAUUGACACCUAGAGAGGUGGAUAUUACCGAAACUGCUCCAGACGUACUCGUCCAAAAGCUUGCUUCGGGAGAUUGGACUUGCGUGGAAGUCACCAAUGCUUUUCUCCGGCGUGCGGGUCUGGCUCAGAAACUGGUCAACUGUGUCACUGAGCUCAUGCCCGCUGCAGCUCUUGAGCGAGCAAAGUUCCUAGAUGACUACCUGGCCAAGCACGGGAAACCCAUUGGUCCCCUCCAUGGACUCCCAGUGAGCAUCAAAGAACAUCUUCCCAUGAAAGGCCGGACCAUAAACUGCGGCUACGUUGCGUGGUGGGGACGUAUCGCAGAGUCGACAUACAGCGGGACAGAAGUUCUCUACAACGCUGGUGCGGUGCUAUAUGUCAGAACUACUCAGCCGCAGUCUUUGAUGCAUCUCGCAACUUCGAGCAAUCUAUAUGGUGAGACUGUGUGUCCAUAUAACCGACAACUCACCAGUGGAGGUAGCUCCGGUGGCGAAGGAGCAUUGAUAGGCAUGAAUGGUAGUGUUGUCGGCAUCGGCACAGAUAUUGGUGGGAGUAUUCGCAGCCCCGCGGCAAAUAAUGGGAUAUACGGUCUUCGCCCGACCAGUAGCAGGUUUCCCUAUGACAAAUUUGCUGCUGCGCAUGGCCCCAUGGGGAUUCCGGCUGUUGCUGGACCGUUGAGUACGUCUCGCGGUGGGUUGAGACUUAUAAUGAAGACUGCCAUAGACUCAAAGCCGUGGUUGACUGAACCAAUGCUUGUACCGAUGCCCUGGCGCGACAAUGUAACCCAUCUAGGUCAAGGCACAACCGGUAAAAAGCUCAAGAUUGGAGUUCUGUGGGAUGACGGAGUUGUCAAACCGCAUCCGCCGGUGACACGAGCUUUGAAAGAGCUUGUGAACAAACUCCGUGAUGUGCCUGGUGUCGAGAUAGUGGAUUGGAAACCAUAUAAACACGACUACGCCUGGGAAAGAAUAGCAUCACUAUACUAUGCCGACGGUGCGGCUGAUAACUUUGAGCUUUUUGCUAAGAGUGGUGAGCCGAUGAUGCCCCUGACACAUUUUAUCAUUACCGAGAACGAGUACAGGAAACGACUCCAGAUCGAGGAAAUAUGGGACUUGAUGGAGAAGAAUACCGAGUACAAGAAAGACUACGCAAAGGUGUGGCACGAUACAGCUACGGGGGUCGAUGAGCACGGCAUUCCGGUUGGGAUGGUUGAUGUGAUUCUUUCACCAACAGCACCGGGUGCUGCUCCUCCAUUGAAUCAGGCUAGAUAUUGGGGGUAUACGGCUCAGUGGAAUUUACUUGAUUACCCUGCCGCAGUUUUUCCAGUGACUCAAGUCCAGCCGGAAAUUGAUAAGAAAGAGGAAGAUUAUAAGCCGCGGAAUACCAAAGAUGAAUUCAACUAUCAGCUCUAUGAACCGGAACUAUUCCGCGAUGCACCUGUCUCGUUGCAACUUAUUGGACGUCCUUUUGAGGACGAGAAGGUUCUUGAGGCUCUCGACUUCAUACACGAGCAUGUUCCUUUGCCGUCCUUCAAAAGGAUAUGAUCGGUCGCCCAUGCGAACCGUGAUGUUACCGACCAGCUAUAAUCUUAGAUAUAGCUAGACAUAUUGAGACAUCCAAUGCUAAUGAAUAGUGACCUUUCGGACUCUUUAAUCCGUCGGAUUGAUAUCAAAUCAACAGCACGUAAUCCGAGUAAUUCUUGAUAAAUGUAGCACCUGUAUUGACUAUAUCUGCUCAUUUGUCUAGGUAGUCUUAUUAUUCCCUCAAUCCUCCAUUCUCCCUCUUCCACAUCGUAAAUGGAGGUCCAAAACGCUUCAAUAUCUUGAACUCGCGAGGCUUGAUAAACAUCGGCUCAGUAAUGGCGAAGUACUCCUUAUAAUAUUCUUUUGGGAUUUGGUU
Molecule: messenger RNA, 2122 nt
Organism: Talaromyces stipitatus ATCC 10500
Lineage: Eukaryota; Fungi; Ascomycota; Eurotiomycetes; Eurotiales; Trichocomaceae
Product: glutamyl-tRNA(gln) amidotransferase subunit A, putative
Exons: 4
Coding region: 88-1767 (559 amino acids)
Source: RefSeq, a predicted model, not a curated record